This is a messenger RNA of Ostertagia ostertagi, 1140 nucleotides long. The record is from the annotation of a GenBank genome assembly. Lineage: Eukaryota; Metazoa; Nematoda; Chromadorea; Rhabditida; Trichostrongylidae.
AUGAGCUCGGUAUUCAAGCUCGAUCUAUUCGCAAUGAUUCCCACGGACUUCAUCUACAUCUACAGUGGCCCUACACCAAUCUGGCGUCUAAACAAACUAACAAAGGUAGUUUUUCCUGAAAAAUCUAUUCUGAAGAGCAAAUUCGGUAACGCCUACAUACGCUGCUUUUACUUCACAGCAGCCGUCGCCACCUCAACGGGGAACAAUCCGGCACCUACGAACGUUAUCGAAUAUGUGUACAUGACGUGUUCCUGGAUGAUGGGAGUGUUCGUGUUCGCUCUGCUUCUCGGACAGAUCCGCGAUAUCGUGUCAAAUGCAAAUCGCACAAGGGAGGAGUAUCGCCGACAGAUGGACAUGGCACUGUCGGAAUGCAAACGUCUGGGACUACCAAAGGAGUUGACGAAUCGUGUGCGUGAUUGGUUCAUCUACACAUGGGAACAGCAGAAAACUUUGGAUGAGAAGAAGCUCAUCGAGAAGCUGCCAUUGAAGCUUCAGACCGAUCUCGCUUUAUCCGUCCAUUACAACACGCUCAGCAAAGUGCAGCUUUUCCAGGGUGAUGUGGGCAAGGAGAUGUACAUCGUGAAUCAGGGAGUACUACAAGUCGUAGGAGGCGAAAACAACGAGACAGUCUUUGCAGAGCUCCGACAAGGAUCUGUCUUCGGCGAGAUCAGUCUGCUCGCUAUUGGUGGUAACAAUCGAAGGACAGCGUCUAUUCGAGCAAAAGGCUACUCGACGCUAUUCGUGUUGCUGAAAGAGGAUCUGAACGAUGUCAUCAAAUAUUAUCCACAGGCUCAAAUUCUUCUCAAGAGAAGGGCUGCGCAAAUGCUGAAAAACGAUAAGAAAACAGAGACGACAACCGUGGAAGAACGCGGUCUCCAGGAGACCUGCCGACUUUCCCUUGGCCUUGCAACUCCUCGCAUGUUACGUGUUGUCGCUGAGAUUUUGAGCCCGGAAAAGAACUCCACGGCACAGAUAAAAGAAGCUAUUGAUAAAGGCGAUCAGAAACGACGCCAUUCAACGUAUCCAUGGUCGGCGAUCCCUCAAGAAGAUCUGUCCGACGAUUCGGCUUUCGAAGGAGGCUCCGAAGACGACGAAAGUAACGAAAUCAUCCCAGAAAACGACGAUGCAGCGGAGGAAUAG